Messenger RNA from Anneissia japonica, 1685 nucleotides. RefSeq names its product fibronectin type 3 and ankyrin repeat domains protein 1-like. Gene Ontology annotation, molecular function: protein binding. The record is from RefSeq and is a predicted model, not a curated record. Gene Ontology annotation, biological process: regulation of apoptotic process. Bases 129 to 1145 code for a protein of 338 amino acids. The transcript has 8 exons. Gene Ontology annotation, cellular component: nucleus. Lineage: Eukaryota; Metazoa; Echinodermata; Crinoidea; Comatulida; Comatulidae.
AGUGGGAUGAGAUGUCAUUCAUCGCUGGACGCGGUUACCACGGUGCUGGAUAGCGAAUUGUCCUACUUUACUGUUCGAGAGUAACUCACUUUUUCAGCACUAGAUAUUCUACAGAUUUUGGUUAACGCAUGUCGGCACCACCUAGGCCUGAGCCCCCUGUUGUGGGGAAGGUGACCCACCAUAGUAUUGAGCUGUACUGGGACAAGGCAGCAACUGCAGACACGGUCACUAAGGGUGAUGGCCGUCUGAGGUUCACAAUUCAAGAAGAAGAUAAAACAGGUGGAUGGGGAAACGUCUACACAGGCUAUGCAAAACGUUAUGUGAUUGAGUCCCUGGAGCCAACCUCGGUUUACCGUUACCGGCUACGUGUUACCAACGACCAUGGACCCAGCGAACUUAGCCCCACUGUUACAGUCUCCACUACUAAGGAGCCGUUGACCGCUGAUCACCUUCAUAGAGCCAUCAUGUUGACCGUCGACAUUGACCGGAUAAUUGAGGUAUUGGAGACAGGUGAAGUUUGGGUUGAUACACCAGACAAGUUUGGAUUCACACCCCUCAUGAAUGCUGCACAGAAAGGACACAAAGAAAUUGUAAAAGUGUUAAUAGACUAUGGAGCUGAUGUGAAUGCUCAAACAACCAGUGGUAAAGAUGCGUUGAUGCUAACAUGCUUCGCUGGUCACCUUGACGUCGUUAAGAUCCUGCGGCAGAAUGGCGCCAAGUGGACAACAGCAGACAAAGGCGGAUCUACAGCUAUCCAUUGGGCAGUCGAUGGCGGAAAUACAGAACUUCUCCGGUGGAUGAUCAGAGAUGGAGCUGAUGUGUCUGCAAAAGAGUCUGUAUCAGGGUGGACACCAUUAAUUCGCUGUGCAACGAUGGGUGGUAAUGCAGAAGUUGCUAGGGUGCUAUUAAAUGACGGGGCAGAUGCCAAUGCAAGAGAUAGUGAUGGAAAGACAGCCUUGAUGAAUGCAACACUGAAUGGCCACCAAGCACUAGUAGAACUGCUUGUGUCUCGUGGGGCUGACAUGCACAUAAAAAAUGACCAAGGCAAGACGGCUAUUCAUAUGGCUCACUCAUUUGACCGAAAGAGGGUCAUCAAAUUCUUUGAAGAAAUUGAAGCAAAGACUGGUCAGGGCGAUGCAAGGUAAAGUUUUAUGAUGGUGAAUGGUGAAAUGAAAAAGCUUUAUAUUUAGAUAAAAUAACUUGUUACACCUUGUUAAAUACUACUGUAUUUUAAGAAAUGUAUGCAAUUUUUGUAUGAAUAAUUAUAUAAUUGAAUCCUUCCAAUUGUCAAUUUCAUUGAUCGAAAGACUUAUUGAUUGAUUCAUCCGUCCAUAGUUCUGCUUAUUUCUACAAUAUUUUUCAAAGAUGCCUUUUAAUAUCUUUUAUUUUAUUUAAAUUUGCAUUCGAUUGUAAAAAGCCCACCAUUUAGAUAAUGGAAUAUGUAAGUAAAAAAUAUAACAAUACAUAAUUAUAAGUGCUGUUACUCUAAGCCUAAUUUUUAAAAAUCUGUUCACAAACCUGAUAAUUCUGUAACAGUAAAUUAUAAGGGUAAAAUUUUAUUGCUUUUGGAUGAUGGUUGGUAUUGCUAAGUAGAUAAUGUACUUAUAAGUAGAUGAGUAUGUAUAUUCUGAGCAGUCAGUUGAGCUAAAAUGUAUGAAUAAUAAAUGUUAUUAUUUAAAUGUAUA